Molecule: messenger RNA, 291 nt
Organism: Metarhizium album ARSEF 1941
Lineage: Eukaryota; Fungi; Ascomycota; Sordariomycetes; Hypocreales; Clavicipitaceae
Product: short-chain dehydrogenase
Exons: 4
Coding region: 1-291 (96 amino acids)
Molecular function (GO): oxidoreductase activity, acting on the CH-OH group of donors, NAD or NADP as acceptor
Source: RefSeq, a predicted model, not a curated record
AUGGGACUGAACCUGGCUACUCUCCUUGCACCGCAGGGCGUUACCGUCAACGUGGUUUCGCCGGCCAUGAUCGGAUCGACAGGCAUGAUCCCGGCGCCCAAGGAACGGUCAUGGGCUUCAGAUGCCAGCGCAGAGGCGUUGAGGCAGUCAGAUCCUGGUCUGGCCAUUGCUAGCGGCGUGCCGGUGCAUCGACUGGGAUCUCCGGAAGAAGUAGCCAACGUGGUGGUCAUGUUCGCAAAGACGGGAUACAUGACGGGGCAAGACAUAUUACUAACUGGCGGCCUGAAGUGA